This is a messenger RNA of Purpureocillium takamizusanense, 723 nucleotides long. RefSeq lists its product as uncharacterized. NCBI's taxonomy places the organism in Eukaryota, Fungi, Ascomycota, Sordariomycetes, Hypocreales, Ophiocordycipitaceae. The transcript is spliced from 3 exons. The record is from RefSeq and is a predicted model, not a curated record. The coding region runs from base 1 to 723 and encodes 240 amino acids.
AUGACGGGAGCUAUUUCAACGCCUCGCUACAGCCGCGAUGACUUUGAGACGGCGUCGAUCCGGUCUGCCGCCCCUUCAUAUGUCUCCGAGGCUCCAUCGUACCACUCGACGGCCCAGUACUCAGACUCGGCGCCGCCGUACGCUCCUCGCGCGGCAGCCCCGUCCGCAGCAAGUGCGGCCGUCCGGAGCGAGUCUUCCGCUCCGCGGCCCCGGACCGUAGGCCUCCCACCCAUCCCUCCGCUCGCUCCCCAGAGCGCCGUCUCGCUUCCGAACUUCCGCAUCCCCACCUGGUCUGCAAACAACGCGCCCGCUGCGCGCCACUAUCGCAACGUCGCCGAGCGCCGCAUCACCGAUGGCCGCUAUCUGAGUGACAGCCCGGCCGCCAGGCGCUACAGCGGCGCCAUCGGCAGCGACCGCACGCUCGACCACCAGGCCAGCGCGCAGACGACCGGCAUGCAGACGACCAGCACGCACGAGGUCCGCCCCCUGGAGGAUCCCUACCUGGUGGGAGAGGUGGCCGCCGCCCAGGCUCGGCGGGAGCGUCUCGCCCGUGAGUCGGGCGAUGAUGUUCUCUUGCGAGAGGACCGGCAGUGGGACUGGCUCCUAGCCCAGAUGAAGAGCUGGGACGAGCGCGAGCGGAGCUGGGCCAAGUUUCGCCGUGAGCUCGACAACACGCAGCGCAAGAAGCUGCUCCACCGCAUCGGUGGCCGUCUCCUCUCUUGA